Hemicordylus capensis (graceful crag lizard) is the source of this 1890-nucleotide messenger RNA. It is a transcript of the gene RRS1, whose product is annotated as ribosome biogenesis regulator 1 homolog. NCBI's taxonomy places the organism in Eukaryota, Metazoa, Chordata, Lepidosauria, Squamata, Cordylidae. Gene Ontology annotation, biological process: ribosomal large subunit export from nucleus; ribosomal large subunit biogenesis; ribosome biogenesis. Gene Ontology annotation, cellular component: nucleolus; nucleus; preribosome, large subunit precursor. The transcript has a single exon. The record is from RefSeq and is a predicted model, not a curated record. The coding region runs from base 212 to 1282 and encodes 356 amino acids. Gene Ontology annotation, molecular function: protein binding.
AUUGCCCAGAGUUCAUCUAUAGUCCCGGCCUCGCUUUGACGGCAUAUCCGCCUGUUUGCUGUCUCUCCACACCGGAAGCGAUCUCUUUGGCCUUUCGAGCUGCCGGUGCCGCGUGGAACGAGGCAAGCCAGCCACUCUUUCCUCUUGGCUUUAUUUUUUCUGCACCUGGGGGGGUGAGGGGCGGCAGUUAGCCCCUAGGCGCAUCGCGGAAAUGGCUGCCCUAUCCGUGGAGGACUUGCUGGCGCGCGCCGAAGAGCACGAGGCGGAGACGCAGCGCAGCGUGACGGUGCACAAGGAGCUAGAGCUGGAGUUCGACCUGGGCAACCUGCUGGCGCUGGACAAGAACCCCGUGGCGCGCGCCGUGAGCUCCGCGUCGCAGCGCGAGGCUCUCCUCCGAGCCCUGGCCCGCGACAAUACUCAGCUGCUGGUGGGCCAGGUGUGGGCGCUGCCGUCAGAGCGCGCCGAAGGAGGGGCCGGGCCGGUGGUGGCGCGGCUGCCCGAGCCUUCGACCCGCCUGCCCAGGGAGAAGCCGCUGCCCAAGCCCCGGCCGCCUACCCGCUGGGAGCAGUUCGCCAAGCUGAAAGGCAUCCGCCCUAAUCGGAAGAAGCGCGGCACGCUGGUGUGGGACGAGGCGGCCAAGGACUGGCGGAGGCGCUGGGGCUAUCGGCGGGCCGGCUCGGACCCCUCUGGCAACUGGGUCCUGGAGGUGCCUGACUCGGCCGAUCCGCUCGAGGACCAGUUCGCCAAGCGGCGCCAGGAGAAGCGCGAGAAGGUCGCGCGCAACGAGUUCAACCGGCUCCGAAACUUGGCGCGCGCCCAGCGGGGAGGCGCCGGAGCGGCGCUGCACCCGACGGGCCACCAAGACCGGGCCGAGCUGGGCCGCGUCACCGGCCUCGCCCGCCUAGCCACCGCCUCCCGCGGCCGCUUCCAGCCUCGCCUGCCCAAGGAGUCCCCCGCCCCGCCAAGCGUCACCGGCCGCGGGAAGAAGCGGCGCUUUGAGCCCGUCCUGGGAGAUUUGGAAGGGGAGAAGAAGCGGCACCUCGAGCUGGCCCGGAGCCUGAGCAGCAAAAAGUCGCCUCUGGACCUCACCCGCGCCGUCAACAGGCAACUCCGCGAGGAGGAGGCCGAGGCCGCCGAAGCCAAGGGCAAGAAGCGCGGGCAGCGCGGCAAGAGAGCUCGGCGGCAGCAGCAGAGACCUGGCGGGCCCAAGGGCAAGAAAAGCGGAGGGGCAGCCCGUCGAGGGAACCCUGGAAGCGUGCGCGGCAAGAGAAAAAAGAAGUGAACUGGCCGCGAUGGGGUGGCGUGCUAGCCUAGCCGGGGCUGGGGCUUCUUAAAUUUAGAAAUUUCGGAAGACUAAAUAUCCCAGCGCCCUGUGUGCGUUUCAUAUGAAUUUGGCAUCCUGGAAGCAUCAGGGAUACACAGCUGACUCUUGCUACAUCAUUGAUAGGAGAAGGUGGCCUUAACUUGCUAAGACAUUUGCCUUAAAUUCCACAGUGAAGACCCUCGGAGACUUUGUGGAGGUUAAUAAGUAAAGGGACAUGUGAAAGUUUCCUAAUAAGACCUAUAAAUGUUCAUUGCAUAAUGUGUUAUCUAAUUUCUCUGACUGAAAUGAGGUUGGGGUGCUAUUGGUAAGGCUGGAGGCUUUGGGGAAGCCUCUUCAGUUUUUUCAAAUAUAAAAGGAUAAUGCAAAGUGACAGUAUAGAUCUUUGUGUGAGAAGUGUUGCUAAGACGGACCAUAUCUUUAAAAAGAAGUUAAGGAAUCCCAUUUCAGGGGCGUGUGUGUGUUACUUUUUUAUGUAUAUUGAAUUAUUGUCUAAAGAAGCCAGGUCAUGAUGGCAGCCUGGGAUUGAAAUAUUUAAUAGACAAAAUAAAAGAAUGUCAAACGUUUAA